AUGGCGAGGGCAUUCUUACCCUCCGGCCUCGUGGCGGUGGUCGCGCUCGCGUGCCUCGCCGACGCCGCGACCGCGCAGCUGCGGCGGAACUACUACGCCAGCAGCUGCCCCAGCGCCGAGUCCACCGUGCGCUCCGUCAUCUCGCAGCACGUCCAGCAGAGCUUCGCCGUCGCGCCCGGCACGCUCCGCCUCUUCUUCCACGACUGCUUCGUCCGGGGGUGCGACGCAUCGGUGAUGCUGAUGGCGGCGAACGGGGACGACGAGAGCCACAGCGGCGCGGAUGCCACGCUGUCGCCCGACGCCGUAGAGGCCAUCAACAAGGCCAAGGCCGCCGUCGAGGCGCUCCCCGGGUGCGCCGGCAAGGUCUCCUGCGCCGACAUCCUCGCCAUGGCCGCGCGCGACGUCGUCUCCCUGACCGGCGGGCCGAGCUACGGCGUGGAGCUGGGCCGCCUGGACGGCAGGUCGUUCAGCAAGUCCAUCGUGAAGCACGUCCUCCCGGGCCCCGGCUUCGACCUCAACCAGCUCAACGCGCUCUUCGCCAGCAACGGCCUCACCCAGUUCGACAUGAUCGCGCUCUCCGGCGCGCACACGAUCGGGGUGACGCACUGCGACAAGUUCGUGCGUCGGAUCUACACGUUCAAGCAGCGGCUGCGGUACAACCCGCCGAUGAACCUAGACUUUUUGCGGUCGCUGCGCAAGGUGUGCCCCAUGAACUACCCGCCCACGGCGUUCGCCAUGCUGGACGUGACCACGCCCAAGACCUUCGACAACGCCUACUUCGACAACCUCCGGUACCAGAAGGGCCUGCUCGCCUCCGACCAGGUGCUUUUCACCGACCGCCGCUCCCGCCCCACCGUCAACCUCUUCGCCGCCAACUCCUCCGCCUUCUUCGACGCCUUCGUCGCCGCCAUGGCCAAGCUCGGCCGGAUCGGGGUCAAGACCGGCAGCGCCGGCGAGGUGCGCCGGGUCUGCACCGCCGUCAACUAG
This is a messenger RNA of Triticum turgidum subsp. durum (durum wheat), 987 nucleotides long. NCBI's taxonomy places the organism in Eukaryota, Viridiplantae, Streptophyta, Magnoliopsida, Poales, Poaceae. The record is from the annotation of a GenBank genome assembly.